This is a messenger RNA of Branchiostoma belcheri (Belcher's lancelet), 1678 nucleotides long. RefSeq names its product interferon-stimulated 20 kDa exonuclease-like 2. NCBI's taxonomy places the organism in Eukaryota, Metazoa, Chordata, Leptocardii, Amphioxiformes, Branchiostomatidae. The transcript has 3 exons. Gene Ontology annotation, molecular function: nucleic acid binding; 3'-5' exonuclease activity. The coding region runs from base 171 to 1127 and encodes 318 amino acids. The record is from RefSeq and is a predicted model, not a curated record. Gene Ontology annotation, biological process: rRNA processing. Gene Ontology annotation, cellular component: nucleus.
GCCCUUCGUGACAAGUGUGUACACGUGCCGGUAUCCGGCCACGGAAUUUUGCCGGGUUUUCUAGCCUUUUUCUCCCUUCUACUUGAAGAAUAACGUCGCUUGAAGUUGGUAUCUAGAAAGAUUGAUAAAAGAGCUACCAGUAGCUGCAUUUCGGACUAGUAGCAUCAGAAAUGCCUUCUCAAGCUACUAGUAUACAACCAGUGUCCUCCACACCAAAGAAACGCCACUGUCCAGUCAGUGAUGAGCAAACCUCAUCCAAGAAACUGAAACUAAAUGGCAAAACUGAAACUAGAUGGCCAAACUUCACUACUACUAGUACUCGGGCAGUGAAGCCCCCUACCGACUCUGAGAGGAACUGCAGCAGUAAUGAACGUUACCUCGCCAUGGACUGUGAGAUGGUUGGCUGCGGACCUCGAGGCUCUGUCAGCGCUCUCGCACGUUGCAGCAUCGUCAGUCACAGCGGACAGACCGUAUACGACAGGUACGUCAAGCCGCAACAGCGUAUCACCGAUUACCGCACCCCAUACAGCGGUAUAUGUCCCAGACACAUGCUGCAAGCUGUACCCUUCGCACAAGCACAAGAGGAAGUGAGGAAGAUUUUACACAACAAAGUCGUGAUCGGGCACGCUGUCUACAACGAUUUCAAAGCGUUGGAGUUCGGUCACCCGCGCGAGCUGACCAGAGACACGUCCAGAUACCCCGCGCUGAAUCUUCUCGGUGGGUUUCCGGCCACAAGUCCCGUGUCCUUGAAGAGACUUUCAAGGAGCCUGUUGGGUCGUACAAUUCAGCAGACGGGGCAUUCGUCAGUUGAGGAUGCCAGGGCUACUAUGGACUUGUAUAAACUAGUUCAACACAGGUGGGAAGAAGAACUAAGAAGGAAGCAGCACUCACACCAAACCUCCAAGUUGUCAGGGUUCUCAUCCUCUUCAAGGAAUAACUGUCAGAAAACUACAAAUUCUUCCACUCCCUCACAAAACAGUGCUUUAGUAUCCCCAGGAAGCAAAAAAAAUGGUUGGAAUUCAAAAGCAUCGUGUUCAAAGAGAAUGGUAAAAACCAGAUCUGUGCAAAAUUUUCUCAGUGACGAGUACUGGUCAGGAGAGUUCCUAUCUGUGAAUCAGGGACGGUAAUAAACAUAGAGAAAUAUGAAAGUGAUUGAAACAUUAUAAAACAACAGGUCACAUGUGAUAUUUCUGUGUGUGUUUUAUUUACACACUUUCAGUGCACUGAAGAUUUAAAGUACAAUGUAAUUCUAAACUGUCAGCCAAUGUCAUAGAGCUAGCUUACAGUCCAUUUCCUAUCAUGUACUUCAAGCAAAAUCAAAUCAUAUCCAAUAAAAAUAUCAAAUAUGAAUACUAGUAUAGCAUGUUGCUACUAGUUACAUGAAUAAAAAAAUAAAGGUAUGUAAAUUUAUGUCUUAAUGUUAUUACUUAAAAGGUGAUAAUUUCAAUCCUACAACAUCAUGUGCAGUUCUAAACUUUCAAUUUCUAGAAAGAAAAAUAUGAUUCAUAAUCUUUGGUUUUGUUAAAAAGAAUUUCAUAGAAAUAUUAGUUAUGAUGAAGUUGUAUUACCAGGGUUCGAAAUACAUCUGUACUUUGUUUGCAGGGUAGGUAGUUGGAAAUAACCUGCACUUGACAAGUUUUACCUGCUUUAGAUCUGCAUAAAGAUAGAUUUCAUGUAA